Rubroshorea leprosula is the source of this 1787-nucleotide messenger RNA. NCBI's taxonomy places the organism in Eukaryota, Viridiplantae, Streptophyta, Magnoliopsida, Malvales, Dipterocarpaceae. The record is from the annotation of a GenBank genome assembly.
AAAAAUUGAGAGUAAUUGAUCUUUCUCACAACAAGUUGAAAGAAGAGUUCCCUGUUUGGCUGCUGCAAAACAAUUCGAACCUCAAAUUUAUGAAUCUUAGGAACAAUUCUUUUGUUGGUCAACUCUAUUUGCCAUCAUAUAAAAUUAGAAAUAUGGUUUGGUUGGAUCUCUCAAACAAUCAUUUUACUGGAAAGUUACUAGAGGACUUUGGGGACAAACUUCUUGGCUUACAGUAUCUGAAUUUGUCUCAAAAUCAGUUUGAAGGUACUCUCCCAAGUAGUCUUGGCAAUAUGAGAGAUUUGGCAAAGUUGGAUUUGGCCUUCAAUUUUUUCUCAGGAGAAGUCCCUAACGAAUUACUUGUGGGCUGUAGCAAUUUGCAACAUUUGAGGUUGUCUUACAAUAGACUUAAUGGCCAAUUUUUCUCAUCUAAAUUCAACUUGAGCACUUUGUUACAACUAGAAUUAAACAACAAUGGGUUCACUGGAAGCUUGUUGAAUGUGAAGCUUGAGACAUUGGACAUAUUAGAUGUUAGCAACAACUACUUGAGGGGUCCAAUUCCUACCUGGGCUAACAAGGUGACUUGGAUAAUUUCAAUGAGGAAUAACUCUUUUGAAGGCCAAUUUCCAUGCCAACAACCUAUGUCUGAAUGGUUGCUUUUUCUGGACGUCUCUCAUAAUCUUCUUUCCGAUCAUCUGCCUUCUUGCAUUGAUUUCACCACCAUAGUUGAGAUUCAUUUAGAAGGGAACAAGUUCACAGGACUGUUGCAAGAUUUUCUUCCCAAUUCCUCAAGUAGUCUUUCUGUGUUGAAUCUUAGAGAUAACAACUUGUCCGGCUUCAUUCCUGACUUGAUUGAUCAAAUGCAGAUUAUGAACAAGUUUAUUGAUGAAAAUCACAUAUAUGGAGAUCUCAUAAAGAAGAAUCUAGACCUUGUCAUAGAUACUGAGGCUACAGGAUUGAAUGAGAUUUAUCUAGUUGAUAAAAAUAGGGGCUGCUCUUACAAGGGUAGUAUAUUAAAUUUCAUGUCUGCUCUUGACAUGUCUUGUAACAAUUUGAUUGGAGAAAUCCCUCAAGAGCUUGGAAAGUUUACACAGAUUCGGGCUUUAAACUUAUCUCAUAAUCAAUUGAUGGGUCCUAUUCCAGUCACUUUGUCAAAACUAUCCAACAUUGAAAGCUUGGACCUCUGUUGUAACAAUUUGAGUGGAAAUAUCCCGUUAGAGUUAACCAACCUAAACUUCUUAGAGGUCUUCAAUGUGUCAUACAACAACUUAUCUGGCGAGAUUCCAAUGAAAGGACAGUUUUCAACAUUUGAGGAGAGCAGCUAUGAAGGAAACCAAUUUCUUUCCAAGCUACCAUUGGAGAAAUGCUGCAUCAUUAAUACUGAGACACCACAUUUGGAAUUAUUACCUUCAGAGGCAACUAAAGGGAAAUGGUAUGAAGUUGACCUUCUUGCUUUCUAUGCAUGUUUUUUCCCAGCAUAUGCAGUGUUCUUUCUGUUGAUCGUGUCCCUUCUCUGCAUCAACCGUCACUAGCUUGAAAGGCCACUUUAUUUCAUAUCAAACAUUAACUACCUUUUGAAUUUGGCAUUCUUCGACAUUUUGAGUCAUUGAUGAAGAGUUUUAGUAGUCCAUCUUAUUACCUAGUUCUUGCAACUUUAUACACCAUGUAGUUAGUUUAGUCCUUUGGUUGUGACAAUGCCUAGUUAUUGUGUAUAAGUUUGGAAAUCUAAAUUUGAAGAGGCUGUGUAUUUGAAUUUGGGGUUUAAAUUCAAAUAAAAGGUUUGUUUUAAU